AUGUCCUACCAUGCUGGCUUGUUUGACGUCUCACACAUGGGCGUCCUCAAGGUGUGUGGUCCUGAUCGGGCUGAGUUUAUGGAGCGUCUGGUGCCGGGCAACCUCAAGAUUCUCAAGGAUGGCGCAUGCAGGCUCUCGGCCUUUCUCAACGCCGACGGAGGCAUCAUCGACGACGCCAUGUUUCAGCGCUUCGACGGCGGUGGCGACGACGGCGACGACGUGCUGAUGGUGGUCGUCAACGCGUCGCGGCUUGACGCUGACCUCUCGCACAUCGAGGAGCAACUGGCGCUUGCCGAGGAUCUCUCGGUGGCAGUCGAGCCGGUCAAGGGUCACUCGCUGCUGGCGCUGCAAGGCCCCGAGGCUGCUGCCGUCUUCGCCUCGCUGCUCGACACUGCCGACGCAGAGGCCCUGCCCAAGUUCAAGUUUAUGACCGGCCGCUCGCUCGAACUGGCCAACGGCAUGCCAGUCCACGCCACCCGCUGCGGCUACACCGGCGAGGACGGGUUCGAGAUCCUUGUCUCCAACGACUACGCCGAGGACCUUGCUCGCGCCCUGCUCGCCGACAACCGGGUCGCGCCGGCCGGUCUGGGCGCCCGCGACACGCUCCGCCUCGAGGCCGGACUCUGCCUCUGGGGCAACGACAUCGACGAGACGACGUCGAUUGUCGAGGCCGACCUCUCGUGGUUUGUGGGCAAGCGCCGCAAGGAUGAGGCCAACUUUAUCGGCGCCGAGCGGACGCUCCGCGAGCUCGCCGACGGCCCGUCGCGCCUCCGCCGCGGCCUUAUUGUCGACGGUGCGCCCGUCCGUCAGGGCGCGGUCGUCGUCAAUGCCGAGACCGAGGUCGAGGUUGGCGUCGUCACUUCGGGCGCACCGUCGCCCUCGCUCGGCAAGAACAUCGCCCAGGCGUACAUCGCCACCGACGCCCAGCUGGACAAGCUCGCCAUCCGUGGCCGCCGCGCCCUCCAGCCCGCCCACCACGUCCCCAUGCCGUUUGUCACCUCCAACUACCACAAAGUGUAG
Thecamonas trahens ATCC 50062 is the source of this 1020-nucleotide messenger RNA. Its product is annotated as glycine cleavage system T protein. Bases 1 to 1020 code for a protein of 339 amino acids. The transcript is spliced from 2 exons. The record is from RefSeq and is a predicted model, not a curated record. NCBI's taxonomy places the organism in Eukaryota, Apusomonadida, Apusomonadidae. Gene Ontology annotation, molecular function: aminomethyltransferase activity; protein binding. Gene Ontology annotation, cellular component: mitochondrion. Gene Ontology annotation, biological process: glycine catabolic process.